Verticillium alfalfae VaMs.102 is the source of this 1971-nucleotide messenger RNA. RefSeq names its product mitochondrial sodium/hydrogen exchanger. Gene Ontology annotation, biological process: vacuolar acidification; sodium ion transport; proton transmembrane transport. The transcript is spliced from 4 exons. The record is from RefSeq and is a predicted model, not a curated record. NCBI's taxonomy places the organism in Eukaryota, Fungi, Ascomycota, Sordariomycetes, Glomerellales, Plectosphaerellaceae. Gene Ontology annotation, molecular function: sodium:proton antiporter activity. Gene Ontology annotation, cellular component: late endosome; fungal-type vacuole membrane; early endosome. The coding region runs from base 1 to 1971 and encodes 656 amino acids.
AUGCUCCCCUCGUCAGAUAUCGCGGUCCAUGCCGCCGAGGUUGUGAGCCAGAUUGCCCCUUCUGACGAAGACUCGGAAGGCACCGAUGGAACACAGAAGGAUCAAUUGACAGCAUGGGCCCUCUUCAUCUCCAUAUUCCUCCUCAUCAUCGCCUUCUUUGCCAGUUACUACCUCCACGAGAAGAAGAUCGAGGCAGUCCACGAAACCGUCAUCUCCAUCUUUGCCGGCAUGACCGUUGGCAUCCUCCUGCUCAUCGCCUCUGACGACUCGGUACGAAAGCUAAUCAGCUUCGAUCAUCAAAUCUUCUUCAAUCUCUUACUGCCUCCGAUCAUUCUCGGCGCAGGAUACGAACUCCACCAGGCCAACUUCUUCCGCUACAUCGGCCCCAUCGUCACAUUCGCCUUCGCCGGCACGUUCCUCUCCGCCAUGACUAUUGGUAUUGUGCUCUGGUUCUACGCUGUCAGUGGCAUCGAAUCUAUCAGUCUGGAUUUCGUCGAUGCCAUCUCGGUCGGUGCGACAUUGUCCGCCACGGAUCCUGUCACUAUUCUCGCCAUCUUCAACACGUACAAGGUCGAUCCCAAGCUAUACACCAUCAUCUUUGGCGAGUCUCUGAUGAACGACGCCAUUGCCAUUGUCAUCUUCGAAACGGCGCAAAAGUACAAGGGGGAAUCGCAUACGGUUAGCUCUCUCAGCUUCCUCGAGGGCUUUGGCAUCUUCUUCCUCGUCUUCUUCGGAAGUUUGAUAAUCGGCGUCCUUGUUGGUGUCGGCACCGCUCUUCUGCUCAAGUUGACUUAUAUCCGGCGUUACCCCAACAUUGAGAGUUGCCUGAUCGUUCUCAUCUCCUAUGCGACGUAUUUCUUCUCGAAUGCGACACACUUGUCUGGUAUCGUGUCUCUGCUGUUUUGCAGCAUCACGUUGAAACACUAUGCCUACUUCAACAUGUCUCGCCGCACCCAGCUGGCCACGAAGUACUUCUUCAAGGUUACAGCGCAGCUGUCCGAAAACUUCAUCUUCAUCUACCUGGGUCUUUCCCCCUUUACCGAUAACAGGCUAGAAUUCCGUCCACUUCUCGUCAUUGUCACUGUACUGGCUGUCUGCGCCGCUCGCUGGGUGGCUGUCUUUCCCCUCUCGCGCGCCAUCAAUGCCGUGAUACGGUACAAGGCCCGGCGCCGUGGCGGCGACCUGAGCGACGAGCUGCCGUACAACUACCAGGCUAUGCUCUUCUGGGCUGGUCUCCGAGGAGCUGUCGGUGUGGCCCUUGCUGCCCUACUGACCGGCGCAAAUUCCUACGCGCUGAAGGGUACUGUCUUGGUGGUUGUCAUGCUGACUGUCAUCAUUUUUGGUGGUACUACUGCUCGCAUGCUCGAGAUUCUCGGCAUCCAGACCGGCGUUGUCGACGAGAUCGACAGCGAUGACGAAUUCGACAUCGAGACCUCUGGUGGCGGCAACUACUACAAACGCUCCGGUGGUGGCGGUAUCGGUUACAUCCCCGGACGCAAUGGAAGCCUUUCUCUGCAGAACCUUGGCAACCAAGGUGGUGGCCGUGGCUCGUACGUCUCCGGUCACCACUCUCCCAACCCCAUUCGUCGCACCUCCAGCCUUAGUCGCAAGACGACAGAGGAGCAGGCCGGCCUCCUGGGCCAGACACCGCACGACUCGGACCUCGAGAGCGACAUUGACAUCUCCGACCUGCCGCCACCCGCCCAGCGCGGAGCCUCACGCCAGGCGAGCCCCCUCAACGUCCAGUCUUCCGAAGCCUCCUCCUCGUUCCUCCCGCCUGAUCCGACUCCGGCGGCAGCGCAGCACCAUCAUGUCACGGCCGGCUCGGCGAUCCGUUCGCUGUUCACCACCGAGGACGCCUCACAGCUAUUCCGCCAGCUCGACGAAGACUUUAUCAAGCCGACGCUACUCCUAGAUGGAGGCCACGGCGGCAGGUCAGGAGGUCAUAAUGGUGGCCCGUCAGGCGUGUAA